Molecule: messenger RNA, 3197 nt
Organism: Dryobates pubescens (Downy woodpecker)
Lineage: Eukaryota; Metazoa; Chordata; Aves; Piciformes; Picidae
Gene: BACH2
Product: BTB domain and CNC homolog 2
Exons: 5
Coding region: 162-2636 (824 amino acids)
Biological process (GO): regulation of transcription by RNA polymerase II
Molecular function (GO): DNA-binding transcription factor activity, RNA polymerase II-specific; RNA polymerase II cis-regulatory region sequence-specific DNA binding; protein binding
Source: RefSeq, a predicted model, not a curated record
GCUAUCAACUGAGUUGCCAGAACAUUGCCCUACAAAGGUUUGGAGGGCCACUUCUUAAUGGAUUGCUGCAGCCUCAUAAUUUCUCCAUUGAUCCUGUUCCCUGCAUCGUGAGAACAUUUUAGCCAGCACAGAACCUAGGAAAGUUACAUGGUGUGAACGGCAUGUCUGUGGAUGAGAAGACUGACUCCCCCAUGUAUGUGUAUGAGUCAACGGUGCACUGUACCAAUAUUCUCCUCUGCUUAAAUGACCAGCGGAAGCAGGACAUUCUCUGUGACGUGACACUGAUCGUGGAGGGGAAGGAGUUCCGCGCCCACCGGGCUGUGCUGGCUGCCUGCAGCGAGUACUUCUUGCAGGCCUUGGUAGGGCAGACGGAAAAUGACCUGGUGGUCAGCCUGCCGGAAGAGGUCACUGUCAGGGGAUUUGGUCCAUUGUUACAGUUUGCCUAUACUGCUAAGCUGUUACUCAGCAGAGAAAACAUCCAGGAGGUCAUCCACUGCGCCGAGUUCCUGCGCAUGCACAACCUGGAGGACUCCUGCUUCAGCUUCCUUCAGACCCAACUGCUGAACAAUGAAGAUGGCCUGUUCCUGUGCAAAAAAGAUACCACCUGUCAGCGCAUGCACGAUGAGGAGAACUCAGACGGAGACGAGGAGGAGACGAUGGAAUCGGAGACGUCAAAAAUAUCUUGCCCAAGAGAGAGGAUGCACCAAGAGCCUUUCAAUUUUGAAAGCACCGUUGCUGGAGCAGACAAAGGUGAAGGGAUGCUGCCCGACUCUGACAUGCUGAGAGACAGCAAGGACAAUUUGGACAAAGAUGCAGUAACACGGUACCCCAGAUACAAGAAAUACCAGCUUGCUUGUACCAAGAAUGUCUACAACACAUCACACAUCAGUACCUCAGGUUUUGCAAGCACAUUCAGUGAAGAGAGCUCUGGAAAUGGCCUCAAAUCAGGACUUGCUAUGGGGCAGAUAAAAAGCGAGCCUCAGAAUGAAGAGAACGAUGAAGAAAGCAUCACACUUUGCCUGUCUGGAGAUGAACCUGACAUCAGGGAUAAAGAAGGGGAUGUUGAAAUGGACAGAAAACAGCCAAGCCCCACUUGUGUUGACAGGCCAAAAAGUGGGUCCUCUCCUUCUUGCUUGCGAUCUUUCUUCAACAGAACAAAAAGCAUAGAUUUGGUUGGCUUCCCCAGCACUUCCCAGCAGCACUUUGGCAGGAGUCCAGCGUGCCCUUUUGAAAAAGGGACAACUCAGGGUGACCACAAAACUGAUUACGUCCCUUUCACGGGGAACUAUGGACAGUCCCAUGCCAUGCAGAAGGAUGCUUCCAACUUCACAGUGGGAUCACCACUCAGGGGGCCCGGCUUUGAAACUCUCUGUAAGCAAGAAGGGGAACUGGACAGGAGGAGUGUUAUAUUCUCUUCAAACGCUUGUGACCAAGUAAAUACUUCGGUGCAUUCAUAUUCUGGUGUGAGCAGCUUGGACAAAGACCUCACUGAGACUGUGCCAAAGGGUCUGUGGGCUGGCAGUAGCCAGUCUCUCCCUAGCUCUCAGACCUAUUCGCACAGCGGACUGACAGCUGAUCACCUGCCGGGAAGGAUGCGGCCGAACACCAGCUGUCCGGUGCCAAUUAAAGUUUGCCCUCGUUCUCCUCCUUUGGAAACCAGAACCAGGACCUCCAGCUCGUGCUCUUCCUACUCCUACGCAGAGGACGGCAGCGGUGGCUCCCCCUGCAGCCUGCGUCUUUGCGAGCUCUCCUCUUCCCCUUGCUCCCAAGGCCCCCGAUUCCUGGCGCCUGAGCACCAGGAGCCCGGUGUGGUGGGGGAUGGAUUGUACAACCCAGUCCGAGCCCAGAUUAAAUGUGAGCCAUCCUAUGGAACAAACUCCAGCGAUGAGUCUGGGUCAUUCUCAGAAGCAGACAGUGAAUCAUGUCCUGUGCAAGACAGAGGGCAUGAGGUGAAACUUCCUUUUCCUGUUGAUCAAAUCACAGAUCUUCCAAGGAAUGAUUUCCAGAUGAUGAUUAAGAUGCACAAGCUAACCUCAGAGCAGCUCGAGUUCAUCCACGAUGUCCGCCGGCGCAGCAAGAACCGAAUUGCAGCUCAGCGCUGCCGCAAGAGGAAACUGGACUGCAUUCAGAACCUAGAAUGUGAAAUCCGCAAGUUGGUGUGUGAGAAAGAGAAAUUGCUCUCAGAAAGGAACCAGCUGAAAGCAAGCAUGGGAGAAUUGUUAGACAACUUCUCGUGUCUUUCCCAAGAAGUGUGCAGAGACAUGCAGAGCCCAGAACAGAUCCAAGCUCUCCACCGAUACUGCCCCGUUCUCAGACCCAUGGAUCUACAGCCAGCCACCACCAUCAGCCCCUCCCCAGCUGGCGUGGAGCAGAGCCUGGUGACCUCCCAGUGCAUCGGGGAGAGCAUGCAGUGCUGCUCGGAGCAGGGCUCGGUGCAGCUGGGAGCGCCCUGGCUGCCCAACAACAUCGCGGAGAAUUGUUCGGCCGGCGGGGGGCUGGAAGGAGCUGACACAGGUACUUACCCUGAGAGAGAGCUUCCACCAGAGCAGAGCAGCCAAACGGUCACAGUAGACUUCUGUCAGGAAAUGACUGAUAAAUGUACAACAGAUGAACAACCUAGGAAAGAUUACACCUAGUGACUUGUAACCUUAACGUUACACCUGGUCAGGUGUUCUUCAGUCAGCCAGUGGCAGUGUUCAUUUGUUGUCUAGAAGAACGUAUUUGGUGCACACUACAGUGGUCUUAGCAGCAAUACUGUUUUUAAGUAUUCCCUCCUCUCUACAAGCAGGAGUUCUCUUCACAAUGGUGCUAUCCCUUGCUCAGGCAGGGAAUGAAGCAGUGGCAACACUGUCUGUUUUUGUAUGUUGAUUUCAAUCUUAACAGGGAUGGACAUAACACCUCUGAGGACCCAACCGCAGCUUUUUUCUCAGUGGCCCAUGUCACAAAACCCUAACUCAGGAAUUUCCUCUGAAUGUUCAAUUUUUCAUUGAAGACAGCUUCUUUACACAUCAAAGUUUUAUAGCUAAACUGUACAUAUUAUAUAUAAUAUAUAUAUAAAAUAUAUAUAUCCAUAUGCAAAAGUCCCUGCAUGCCUCAAUUUUUUCUCAUCCUACAAACUGGAAGCUUUCAUUUCUAUUGUAUAAAAACAAGUUCCAACAUUCCUUUUUGUCUUUGAUGCUAGAACUAGUUUGGUAACU